This is a messenger RNA of Salarias fasciatus (jewelled blenny), 2337 nucleotides long. Its product is annotated as toll-like receptor 2. Bases 1 to 2337 code for a protein of 778 amino acids. The transcript has a single exon. Gene Ontology annotation, biological process: toll-like receptor signaling pathway; immune response; inflammatory response. Gene Ontology annotation, molecular function: triacyl lipopeptide binding; protein binding; transmembrane signaling receptor activity. Gene Ontology annotation, cellular component: signaling receptor complex; plasma membrane. The record is from RefSeq and is a predicted model, not a curated record. Lineage: Eukaryota; Metazoa; Chordata; Actinopteri; Blenniiformes; Blenniidae.
AUGAAGUGUGUUGUGCUGCUGCUCGUCGCUCAGAGCUUCUCGCUCGUCCCGCCUCGGUGUCUCCGCUGUGAAGGGACGAGCUGCGACUGCUCCAGACAGAACCUGACCAGGGUCCCUGCGGCCGCCUCGCCGCUCGUCUCUGAUCUCGAUCUCUCCUUCAACCGACUUGAGGAAAUACUGAAGCACGACUUCCUGACAUACGGCAGUUUGAAGGCGUUGCUCAUGAACAACAACGAAAUCCGAAGCGUCCAGGACGAAGCGCUCGUCCCCCUGAUUCGUCUGGAGAGACUGGACCUGUCCCACAACAGACUGGAGACGUUGUCUUCCGCUUGGUUCCAGAAGCUUUCUUCUCUGCUGUACUUGAAUCUCUUAGGGAACAAAUACACAACGGUGGGUGACGGCAACGUCUUCCAGGGACUGAGGAGGCUGAGGAUUCUACAGGUGGGAGGGGCGUCCCUCCAGUCCGUCAAGAGAGGACACUUCUCGGGCCUCUCUGACGUUGACCAGCUGUUCUUCGAUGGGAGGAAUCUGCAGGAGUACGAGGAAGGAGGUCUGAAGGAAACCGGGCCAAUCGGCCUGGUGACGCUUGAUCUGAACGGUGUGUUUGCGAGGAACCCGGCGAUUGUGCGAUCCAUACUGUCGGACGUUGUGUAUCCAAACACAACUCUGACUUUCACAGACACGUCUUUCCUGAGGAAAACCCUCGUGUCCCCGUUCGGAUUUGCUGCCAAUCUCGGCGCCACAAGCAUUGUCUUCAGAAAUGUGAACAUGUCAGUCGCAGCUUGUAAGGAGAUCCUGAAUUUGCUGUCGCGCUCUAAUCUAACUUCGUUGACUUUGGACGGCGUGCAGAUGCUCCAAACUCACGAGACGGCCUCUCUGGAUCAGUUGCAAAUGCACAGUUUGGAGGCUAUCGUCUUGAAAAACAUAGAAGUCACCAGUUUCUACAACUUUCCAUCACUGGUUUUCCUGAAGUCUCUGAUGACAUUGGCGCGCAGGGUGUCCCUGCUCAACUCCAACUGGUUUGCGAUUCCUUGCGAAGUCAGCAUCGAUUUCACAGAGCUGCAGUUUUUGGAUAUCAGCGACAACAUAUUCAGCGAUCUGACCCUCAGUGAGCUGAUGUGUUACGGCGGAGGCGUCCUGCUGGGCCUGCGAACCCUCAACGUCAGCAGGAAUCACCUGCGGUCCGUCAGCAGCCGUCUCUUCGCCGAGCUGCCGAAGCUUCAAAACAUCGACAUGAGCGGAAACAGGUUGAAGGACAUGCCUGAGUGCUGCCGCUGGCCGGACAGCCUCCGCUUCCUCAACCUCUCUUCGUGUCACCUGACCGCGGUCACUCGGUGUCUGCCGCCGAGUCUGCGAGUUCUCGAUCUGUCGAACAAUCACCUGACUGAGUUCGACACUGAAUUACCGUUUCUCACACACUUGGACGUCUCCGGGAACAAGAUCGGUAAUUUGCCGGCGGGAGGACUGUACCCUCGUCUCACAGUUCUCUCCGUUCAGAACAACAACUUACAGAAACUCAGCAGCAAAGAUCUUCAGGCUUACAAGGCGCUGAGGAGACUGAAGGCCGGCGAAAAUCCAUAUUUCUGUUCGUGCGAGUUUGUUGCCUUCAUGACGGGCGGCCGAAUGAAUCAUCGGAAGCUGCUCGGAGGAGAGUUGGACUUUUACGUCUGCAGCUCGCCCGACGCCGAGCGAGGGCGGCGGGUGUCCGACGUGAGGCUGCCGGCGUUCCGGUGCCACACGGCCUCGGCUCUGGCCGCGCUCUGCUCGGGCAUUCUGGGAGUGUGUCUGCUCGCUGCGGCAGCGUGGCGCCGGUUCAGCGUCGGGUGGUACAUCAGGAUGACCUGCGCCUGGCUGAGAGCCAAGAGGAAGCCCAGGUUGAAGAAGGGGCCGCCGCAGUACGACGCCUUCGUGUCCUACAGCGACAUGGACUCCGCCUGGGUGGAGACGCAUCUGGUCCCGGAGCUGGAGCAGUCCCACCCCCCGGUCCGACUCUGCCUGCACAAGAGGGACUUCCUCCCCGGAGGGUGGAUCCUUGACAACAUCAUGGACGCCAUCGAGAAGAGCCACAGGACGCUCUUCGUCCUGUCUCGCCACUUUGUGAGGAGCGAAUGGUGCGUGUACGAGCUGGACUACACCCACUUCAGGCUGUUUGACCAGAACGACGACACGGUGGUGCUCAUCCUGUUGGAGCCCAUCGACAAGAGAACCAUCCCCAAGAAGUUCUGCAGGCUGCGGAGAGCCAUGAACUCCAGGACGUACCUGGAGUGGCCAGCGGACGGCGGUCAGCUCGCCGCUUUCUGGAAGAGACUGAGAGCAGCAAUUCAAAGACACGACUGA